AUGGACGCUGCAAAGACUGAUUACCAGCUACCAGCUGUUGGUCAUGCACUCGACGGCUUGGCCCACCCCGAGCACAGACUUAGGAGGCUUUCCUCUUCUGGAUGGAUUCCCACACCGGCUGGAACGCCGUUUGCCUCGGCAGUUCCGCGGUCCAUGUCCUCAGUGACAUGCUUUGAGCCUAGCUUCAUAUUCGACUCCUGUGACUUUGAUGCUAUACCUGAGGAUGUGGAAGCUGAUUUGAUAGGGGAGACUCCGACUGCCUCUGAGGGAGAAGAUGAUGACCUGCCAUCACGAGGCAACCAUCUGCAGCUUCUGUCGUUUAUUCUUAUGCUACUGUUUCCACAUCUUCACUUAGCUUAG
Molecule: messenger RNA, 360 nt
Organism: Perkinsus marinus ATCC 50983
Lineage: Eukaryota; Perkinsozoa; Perkinsida; Perkinsidae
Exons: 2
Coding region: 1-360 (119 amino acids)
Source: RefSeq, a predicted model, not a curated record